Homarus americanus (American lobster) is the source of this 5826-nucleotide messenger RNA. RefSeq lists its product as uncharacterized. The transcript is spliced from 5 exons. The record is from RefSeq and is a predicted model, not a curated record. Bases 553 to 3687 code for a protein of 1044 amino acids. Gene Ontology annotation, biological process: cell surface receptor signaling pathway; G protein-coupled receptor signaling pathway. Lineage: Eukaryota; Metazoa; Arthropoda; Malacostraca; Decapoda; Nephropidae. Gene Ontology annotation, cellular component: membrane. Gene Ontology annotation, molecular function: G protein-coupled receptor activity.
CUUCAGCCUCGGACGUGCGCCAGAAGACCCGCGCCACCAGUUAUCAACCAAUAAGUCAAGUGGUACUGUAACAGAAGUAUUAUUAACAGACAGCACAGAGUGGCACAUUGUUUACAGAAAAUUCCUGAUAUGCCACAAUAAACAGUGUCACACUAACUUGGCAGUUAAAGAGAUACACAUCUGAACUAAAAGAAGGUUUACAGCGCCGAUAGAACAAGAAGCAGUGGGCAGCCCUCCACCAGCCAUCAACGCUGGUCACUUGAAAAGAACAUUCUGAAUUUUUACUGUAUCAACACUUGUCACAGUCCCGGUGUCCACGUAAUGUCACGUCUCGGUAAUUCGUCUGGAUGUCACCAGGAGUGAGUGUAGUGGACGUCAGGUGUCAGGCAAGCUGAACUUUGACCUGCCGGUACACACGUGUGAAACAACUACUCGUUUAGUUGUAUGAUGGCGUAGUUAAAGUAAACACGACAGUGCGUCCGACAGCGACCCUCACCUCGUACGGUACACCAGGGACAAAAAGAGUGAAUAUCUGUGUUAUAAAAGGGUAGGAUGAGUGGCGCGUCAGGUCGUGGAGGGGAGACCAGCAGGCUGGCUGUGGAGGGCCUAAUGUACUACACCGUGUGGCUGGUCUUGGUCUUGAUGUUCACUUCCGUCACUACAUACGCUGCACUUGCCCACAGUGAACACUCUGGUAACACAGAUAACAGAGAGAUUUACAGUAUGAUCCAUGACGCAGAUGUUGUACAUUAUGAAGUUGAAAAUCUUGAGAGUUUUACUGAAACACCUCCUCACGUUUGUGGUGAUAAUGGUGCCUCCCAUGUUCCCACAGAUGAUGCUGGUGAUGAUAAUGGUGGCAAGAACAAUGCUGGUAAUAAUUUUGGGGUUACAGGUGGAAGAAGCGAAGCUGUUAGAUCACAAAAUGGGGUUAAUGACAAUGAAAAUCAAGAAGAAAAUUCAGCACCGCGCGUGGACUUGGAUAAUUCUGCAGUCACUUGGCACUUGUGUUCCCUUUUCCGUGUCUCAGGUUGUCAUGAAGAUGACGAUAAGCCGCCGGUGACUGCCAGGAGCGGCGUGACAAAGACCUCUGAGUCUUACCAGGGUGACCAUCACAAAAUUAUCACCGAUCAAGAUAAAAGUGAAAUAAUCAGGACCUCCUUCCUGCCCCCCAGCGCCCGACAGCGACCACCGUCACCCUCACUACCGCCGGACCUGCACGUUGAUGCACGAGACAGACGCAGAAACUACUUGGAUGACUCACAAGACGGACCCAGAGUACAUAUAUCACAACAAACUCGAGUGAAGGCUCCACUUUAUGAAGAUCAACAACGGGUGGUGAGGUCAGCAGACAACAACAUAAGUUCAGCAGAGCCAGUAAGAAUCAGGCCCUCAAAUUGCAUCAUUGGGCCCUCCUGCUCGACACGCCCCACACCUUCACCGUACGAUGAAGCGUGGUACCCGUGUGAGUGUGACGACCAAUGCCACGUCUACGGUGAUUGUUGCCAUGACACCCGCACUCCCACACACCUAGCCACGCCCCCCACCAUCACGCCCACGUCCUUCGCCUGCAAGAACCUCUUCCCUGUCGCUCAACGUUCCUGGGUCCAAGAGAGGCUGGUGUAUAUGGUGGUGCGAUGCCCUGAGAGGACGUCGGGCCAUCUAGCAGCCAAGUGUGUGGGCACAUCUUCUCCCGACUACUUGUUGGAUAUUCCUGUCGUCUCCAACUCGUCAGGGAUUGUGUACAACAACAUCUUUUGCGCGGCAUGUCAUCACGACACUCCAGUUGAGAAGUUCAGUAUGAAAAUCCUCUGCUUAGAGCCCGAGACAUCCCUCGCUCAGUUGGCGAACAUGACUUACCACCCCGGUGAGCUCUGGUGGUCCUCCGAAAACAUAUUGCACGGUGAGAAAAAUGAUUCCCAAAGUCUUAAGUGGUGUGUAUUAGAUGUUGAUUACCCGGAUUCAGUUGGUCGCAGUUGUAAGAAUAUAGUAGACACGUGUGCUACAAAUUGGUCCGCGAAGGAAGUUUGGUGGCGAUGUUCGUCUUACAAUUACUACGUGAACGUAAAUAGUAAUAGGUACAAAAACUGGGACUGUGCUGUGUGUAAUGAAGAGUCAGAGGAGAAUAUACUGUGUUUAUUCCCGCUCUAUACAGUCAGUCUCCGUAACAAUAAUAAUGAUUUUGUUCCAUCUCUGACCGAGCUCUUUAUCGUUUAUGGUAACUGUGAUGACAACCAGGUAUGGGAUAUCAUGCAUCACCAGUGUCAAGAUGUCUUCUGCGGCUCUCUCUUCACCUUGGUGGACGGAGAGUGUGUGAGGAACAACGAGACCAUGACCGAUGAUGGCAGCUCCUACCUCAACACGUCAUGUUACACGAGAGAUUACAACCGCGAAUUUAGCGUCAUGUUCGCCAAUCUAAGUGUUUACUUAAAUCACACAGAGCGGAUGUAUAAUUUUGGUGAAUAUGAAAUAAACAACUCAUCGAUCAGAGUGUGUAGCCCAGCAGAGAGGUGGACUCCAGCUAUGAACGCUAUUUCAGCUGCUCUUGUCUGUAUCUCACUUUUUGGUAUGUUCUUACACAUGAUCAUCUUCGUGGCACUUCCUAAAAGACGUAACAUUCCCAGUAUGAAUCUCUUUUCCAUGACUGUUUCGUUGUUCAUCGCCGAAUUCAUAUUUGUUUCAUUUUUCAACAAGAAUCAAAACUACACCGCUUGCGUCAUCACUGGUAUACUUAUUUAUUAUUUUUUGGGCGCGUCUUUCCUCUGGAUGAACGUCAUGAGUAUUGAUAUCUGUAGAACAUUCCUUUCAAGCACCUAUAAAAUGAAAUCCCGAGCAACAUUUAUUCAGUACUCCCUGUACGCGUGGACCGUGCCGCUGGUAGGCUCUCUAGUGGCUGUCUCAGUUGAUCAGUUGUCGUCAGUCGAGUACGUUCUGACGCCACAGUUUGGAACACACGUGUGCUGGUUCAACAACAAGUGGGGAUUGGUGGCAUUUUUUACCCUUCCCUCUGGACUCGUGAUCCUGGUCAAUAUUAUGCUCUACGGGAUGUCAGUAUUUAACAUAUACAAACAAAUGAAAUCGGGAGAGUUUGCCUCGUCUACUGUACAGAAGCACAGAUCCUCCGGAGAAUACAAAGGUGGGAAGAGAAAAGAAAAGAUUCUGAACCCUUCUGACAGUUCACUAAACAAAAACUUGUCAAAUAAUAAGAGUAGUGAAGAAUCCGAAUCGCCGAGAUGCUCAGAACGUAUUAAAGAGAGGAUUCAAAGAAGAAUCCAAGGUCACAAAAAGCAACGGAUCCGACUGGUGUUGUACUGCAAGCUGGCCCUUAUGAUGGGUUUGACCUGGGUGUUUGCCUUUAUAUCUAUCCAUACUCAGAGUUUUAUCUUUGAGUAUCUCUUCAUUGUCUUCAACGGACUUCAGGGAGCAUUUAUAUUUAUUGCUUUUGACUGCAAGAAAAGAGUUUGGGAUGAACUUCUCCAGAAAAUAGCUGGUAGGAGGAUUCUGAAGACGGAGAGUUCCAGUGGCUCACACGAGACAAAGUCUACGACGAUUAGUACAUCUUCAGGCAAAGGCUACAAGUAUCGGCGGUCCUCGAGGCAAUUACAAGAGAGAGGUCUCAGGUACUCGGCGGUAUCUCAGAACCUCAGAGAUUCUCAGAUCUCACAGAACAGAGACGAUAGUGGUGUGUGAUGAGUAUUUUCUCCUUCUUAGGAUUUUAGGUUAGUUGAAAUAAAACAAGUACAGUAUGUGGCCGUGUACCAGAGCACUCAAGCUGCGGACUUAACAUUCCGGAAUAAGUGAACUGGGGCUAGAAAGGAUUGAUUUAUUCCCGAUUUAUUUGGAUACUUUUGAAUUAUCUUGACGGCGAGAAGAACUUGUUAAAGCUAUUGAAUGUCAAGUCAAAUUUCAACUUUUGUUAUUACUCGACAAGGAUCUUUUAGUGACUCAGCCGAUGAUUCAGCCACACAUCCUUCACUCUGCAUUAGCCUCACCAGAUCAAACAUUUUAUGUCAGACAAAACUUAAAAAAAAACACACUAUUUGAUAAGAGACGUGAUAUUGCAUAAUCUAACAAAUUUUAACAACACCAUUACAGCAUUGAAAUUUUCGGCACCUUGAUACGAAAUUUACCCCAAACAGUUUCAAUGAAGCUUAGACCUACUGUAUAUUCAGAACCAGACUCUACUUUAACGAUGUCACAUAGGUUGGCAACCCAGGUGGAUUGUUGGUGCCCCCCUUCAAGAAAAUAAAAUAUCAAAGCCUCAGCCAUAAUGAACAAACCCGAAAAUUUCCGCCGCUGCAUAUUCACAUAAUAAUCUCAUCGCUUUACCUGUUUAAUCGAUACUUCUAGUCAGUGUUGUGAAGAGUUGCUCUACAGAGUACCUUUACCACACAGCCUCCAUCGGCCUAGGACAUAUGGUAAGGACCUUGAGUUUUCUGUUGAAAUUCCCCCUGAUUAAUAAUGUGUGGAACUCCCUGCCACAUAGUAUUAUUCCUGUGCCGCAUAACAUCAAAUAGUUCUAACAUCUUGCUCCAAAUAUCUUCAGUCUUUGACAAGGGGACGGUUGGGUGAACAGAUUUGUCAGCAACACUUCUAUGAUUUCUCCUUAAACUUUUAGUUUUGUUUGUAAAAAAUGUCGGUGUUCUGAACGACUGUGUUAGCAGGAACUUCACUACGCCAGGAAGAUUGAUGAUGAGGAUGAAGGAGUAAAUCCGAAACAGAGAGGAAGUGUUACCUUGGUGAAUGAAAUUUGUACUCCUGUAUGGGACAGAUGUGCGUAUAGAGUCACUAUAGACGAAGUGAAAAUUAGAUAACACAGUCAACAGAAUCUCAUAAGGAGUGUAAAAGAACAUGUAUCGUUGUGCCGAGGACGAACUUGACUCAACAUGUGUAUCACAAUACCUCAAUACCCACAAAACUGAAGAGUUCUUGGCAACGUCCUUCAUCACUCUGGCAGGUUUGAAUAUAAUUAUAUUUAUUUAGUGCAAGGUUACAUUGGCCAAGUGGAUUUAGCGCUCACCUGCCUUACGGGUCGUGGUUCGAGACCGGGGCACCUGUGUUAAUCCUUAUGUAAAUGGUACAUUUUACAGUUAGGGCAGUGAAGAUGGUUAAUUGCAGUGCCGGCCACACUGCCUCCCUGUGUACCAAAAAAGUAUUCAGUGUACAUAGUACUGUAUAUCCACACUGGGCCGUCAGGAAUAAGGGAUCCUUAUUUCAUCGUGAUAUACGAUUAUCUUUAUCGUCUACAGUAUAUACUAUAAUCGUACAGCUUCACCUGUUACCGUCAGAUGUUAUUAUUUAUUUCUUACAGUUUACCUUGCCUCCUGUAGUGUUUGUCAUAUUGUUCCGAUAAAAUAAGAUAUUUGCAUCAGUUAUUAACUGUCAUAUGCUGUACUAUGUUGUGCUGUCAUAUGUUGUAUUGUCAUAUGCUAUACUAUGUUGUGAGGGCAUAAUCAAGUGCCUUCUUGUUGUAGAGUAUCACCUACUGCGCUUAUUAAAUUAUUGAUUCAUUAUUUGUUCCUCAAAACGUCUUCAUACAAGCAACAUUUUAUUUUACCACAAGAUGUUUCAUUAUAUUGUCAUUUAAUAUCUAAAUUUGUUAUAAAUUUUCUAUACAUUAAGUGCUAGUUACUGUAUUGUCAAACACCCAUAAUUUCUGGAGACUAUCUCCUCUAGGGUGUCUCGGAAAAAUGUAUAUGUACUACUCACUGCAUUACAGAUUUUCGUGGAGAUCGCGUGAAUAUAUAUAUAUAUAUAUAUAUAUAUAUAUAUAUAUAUAUAUAUAUAUAUAUAUAUAUAUAUAUAUAUAUAUAUAUAUAUAUAUAUAUA